Contarinia nasturtii (swede midge) is the source of this 1556-nucleotide messenger RNA. RefSeq lists its product as uncharacterized. The transcript has 5 exons. The coding region runs from base 168 to 1487 and encodes 439 amino acids. The record is from RefSeq and is a predicted model, not a curated record. NCBI's taxonomy places the organism in Eukaryota, Metazoa, Arthropoda, Insecta, Diptera, Cecidomyiidae.
UUCUGGAAUACUUGAACUACAGUGACUUUUGUUUAAGCCGUGACUUUCAUUUUUAUAAGAAAAGUUCAAUUUCCAAAGAAUUUUAAUCGUAUGCAAAUUUCGAUUUUGUAAUUUGCAAGCCAAGAAAUUCUAUUACCAAAGAUUCGAUUAAAAAAUUGAUCACUAAAAUGGCUGUGGAAAUCGAUACAAAAAUAGUGGACCAAGUAUUGAAUGAAUCAGAACCAACAGAAUCGGAUGAUUCCAUUCCAAAUUGGAUCAAUAUUGAUUUUUUGGAAAAACAUUUGCAAAACUUUUUCGGCGAUAAACCAAUUGCGAUUGUCAAUUUUGAUGUAAAACCAGCCACGGCCAAGGGCGAAAAUUAUGCAAGCUAUCUUUAUCGAGUCACUGUCAACUAUUCUGAUGAAUUAUCAACAUGUUCUGCAUCACGGAGAAAUUCAGAUUUCAAACUAUCCACUCUGAAUAUCAUCAUAAAAACAGCUGUACCGGGUGAUUUUGCAUUUGAAGCAAUGUCCGCCAAUGACAUUUAUACCAAAGAAAUUGAAUUCUAUAAAAAAAUUGCGCCAAAAAUCAAUGAAGCCUUAGAAAAACUGAAUGAAUCCAAUCAACUAAUAGCUACGCCAUACGGCGUUUGCAUUGAAAAUAAUGCAAUUUUAUUUGAGGAUUUAUCGUCAAAAGGUUAUCGCAUCGCAUCCGUUCAUCGUGGACUCAAUUUUGAUGAGGGAAAAAUUGUAUUGAAAAAAGCUGCCAUGAUCCAUGCAAUUCAUGCUAUUUUACAACAAGAUGAUCCACACAUUUUUGAACACUUUAAAUAUGGUUUAAUGAGCCGCCACACGAAUGUGUUGGACACCUUUUACGUGACUCAAUUGAAUGUGAUGAUGGAAGUUGUAGCUACGUGGCCAAAUAGUGCUUAUUAUAUAGAGAAAUUAGAGCGUCUCCGCUGUAAUUUAAUGGAAAAAGGUGCAAAAGCCUUCGAUGCAGAACCAAAUCAAUUCAACACAUUGAUCCAUGGUGAUAUGUGGGUCAACAAUCUCAUGAUGAAAUAUGCAAAUGAAACUACAUCUAUUGAAAAUAUGAUCUUUAUCGAUUUUCAAUACUCAUGUUGGACAUCGCCAACAAUUGACUUACACUAUUUCUUCAAUAAUUCGCUGGAAGAAUCACUUCGACCCAGUCGUUUUAAGGAGUUGAUUGUAUUUUAUCACGGGCAUUUGACGGACUUUCUCCAACGAUUGAAAUACAAAGAACAAGUACCGACCUUGCAAGAGUUCCACGCACAAUAUUUGGACAAAAGUUUUUAUGGUUUCAUUGCAUCGUGUUUAAUUCAACCGUUAAUGAUCAACGAAGAAACAGCUGAAGCUGAUAUCGAGGCCUUGAUAGUGGGCGACGAACGAUCCCUGAAAUAUAAGCGCCUCAUUUAUUCGUCGGAAAAAGUUCGAGCCAAUUUACGCAAAUUAAUUCCCAUUUAUGAUAGCAUGGGCAUUUUUGAUUGAGAUUUCUUUUUAUUAUUUUGCCAUUUAUUUGGAUUUUGGAAUUUAAAUAAAGGAAAAUAUUAUUGAGAA